UCCCGCCAUUUUGUAUUUUUUGAGAAUCCUUGCAAGUUUCCUGUACACAUCCAGCUACUAGGCUCGCGCUAAAUUCACUUUUGUGGGAACUCUGAACGGUUCUGUUGGGAUCAUUUUAUUGUUGCGUUGGGAGACUACUUUGUUCCGGGAGAUCAACUUACACCGGGGAUUUUUCUCUGAAGUCCAUGGUGUGAAAUUUGUCGAACAGUGGAGGAGAGAAGAUGACGCAGUUCCUCCCACCGAACCUGCUGGCCCUGUUUGCGCCUCGGGACCCCAUACCCUUCUUACCUCAGCUGGAAAAACUACCCCAUGAGAAGCACCACAACCAGCCCUACUGUGGUAUCGCUCCCUUUAUUAGGCACUUCGAGGAUCCAAGAGAUGCCCCUCCACCGACCAGAGCAGAGACUCGUGAAGAACGUCUGGAGAGAAAGAGACGAGAGAAAAUUGAGAGACGGCAGUCUGUUUUGGAAACAGAACUUAAGCUUUGGGACCCUCAUAAUGACCCAAAUGCUCAAGGAGACGCUUUCAAGACCUUGUUUGUUGCACGAAUUAACUACGAUACUACAGAGUCCAAGCUUCGACGUGAGUUUGAGGUCUAUGGCCCCAUCAAAAGGAUUUAUAUUGUCUACAACAAGAAGACGGGAAAGCCUCGUGGCUACGCUUUUAUUGAGUACGAGCAUGAACGAGACAUGCACUCUGCCUACAAGCAUGCAGACGGAAAGAAGAUUGAUGGUAGAAGAGUGUUGGUGGAUGUGGAAAGAGGACGCACUGUCAAAGGAUGGCGUCCUCGCAGGCUAGGAGGAGGAUUGGGUGGGACACGGAGAGGUGGAGCUGACGUAAACAUCAAGCACUCUGGUCGAGACGAUGCGUCACGUUAUGAUGAUCGUUCACUGGGGGCUGACCGUGGAGAAAGAAGGGAGCGCAGUCGGGAACGCGAUCGUGACAAGGACAGAGAACGGCGGAGGUCCCGGUCCCGUGAAAGGCGCCGUCACACUCGGUCCAGGGAGCGAGAUAGGGAGAGAGAACGAGGGAUUGUGGUGGGAGAAGAUGGUGGGAGUAGUAGCCGACGUCGAGAACGAGACCGAGAACGUGGGGGGGCAGGAGGAGGAGGAGAUAGCAGGAGUAGAGAAAGAAGUAGAGACCGGAAGAAAAGGAGUAGGAGCAGGGAUCGGAAGAGAGACAGGGAGAGAGGCAAAGGUCUAGAUGGGGAUGAGGUUGGCCAGGGGGACGGCCCUCCAGAGGGUGGGGAACGCAUGCCAGAGGAGCAUGGAGGAGAGGUGGCUGAGGGGGCAGAGGAGCGCAAAGAUAGGGAUAGAGAUAGGGACAGAGACAGAAGGCGGAGCCACAGGGACAGAGACAGGCGUAGAGAACGGGACAGGGACAGGGAGCACAAGAGGGAACGUGGGGAGAGGGACAGGGGUGAACGGAGAGAGGAACGUCAUGCCCCCACACGAGAUGACAUUGGCCCCCAAGACGAAAUGUGUAACGAGGAUGAUAGUGCACCGGCCAAUAUGGAGGAGUACAGUCAGGACGGAAUGAUGGAUCAGCAGUCCUUCCAAUCAGCAGAGGAUUAUGGUUCUGGUGAGAAUGGCUACAAGAUGGAGGGGCAAGGAGAUGAGUAUUGAGCAGUUCCUCCAUCAGGACCCCAUCACUUCCACACAAGUCAUUUUAUAGUGUGCUUUUCCUCAACGCCUGAGCUCUUUAUCUUUUCGGGGCCUCCUGUAAUUGAAUUGUCUGGCUAGCUUUCCUGUCAGUAUGUUUCAUGUACAGUGAUCACAUUUAAAUUUGAUCUCAGUCAAACAGUUAUCCUUCAUUGCCCAACUUAUCUGUCCCAUUAAAUGUAAUUACAGGGAGGAGAGGGGAAUAAAGUGGAGUGAAAGUGGGAAGGGGUGGAAAUUUAAAGCAGACAAAUUGGUCUUAAAUUAGUUUGCAUUAGUCAUUCUGUUUAAAAAAUUUGUUGCAGGUGUGUUAGAUAAUGUGCUCAUUUUGACCCAACUAAUAUGUAUUUUGGAAACUGGUAUAACAUUGAAACAACGGGGAGACUGUUGUCUUAUCUAAUUUUUUAUUUUAUUUGAUCUGCUGUUUCUAGAUUUGGAGGAUCAUUUUAAUAAAGAUGUGGCUUUACAACA
Molecule: messenger RNA, 2129 nt
Organism: Gambusia affinis (western mosquitofish)
Lineage: Eukaryota; Metazoa; Chordata; Actinopteri; Cyprinodontiformes; Poeciliidae
Gene: snrnp70
Product: small nuclear ribonucleoprotein 70 (U1)
Exons: 10
Coding region: 222-1625 (467 amino acids)
Biological process (GO): mRNA splicing, via spliceosome
Cellular component (GO): U1 snRNP; precatalytic spliceosome; U2-type prespliceosome
Molecular function (GO): U1 snRNA binding; mRNA binding
Source: RefSeq, a predicted model, not a curated record